AAUAUAAAUCCCUGGAAAACCUGCCAUUAGUUCCUUCAGAAACGUCUCUGCUGUCAUCAAUAAUAUCAGCCACAAGGUGUCUUACUCAUGCAAUAAUUAUCGACAAUGAAUUUUACUCCAAAAGUAUCCAAUCUCUCCACCAUUUCUCCAGCAUUCGCAUUUCUCAUCGGAGUCUUGACGAUUCUAUUAAGUUUACGAUGGUGGAACCCUGUGAGGAAUUAUCUGCGACAGAGAUCAAUCUUCAUUGAAUUUGCAAAAACACUUCCGGGUCCCCGGACACUACCAUUUUUUGGAAAUGCAUUGACAUUAUGGGAAACUGAUAAAACUGUUUUAACUCUGACAAAAAUCGGUCGUGAAAUAAAUGCAAGUACCUUCAAAUUUUGGCUGGGGCCGGCUCUAAAAAUUGUGGUGACAGAUCCCCAUGACCUUGAGAUCAUUAUGAUGUCUUCAAAGGCCACCAAGAAAGACGAUGUCUACCAACUGAUGCAGCCCGCUGUCGUCAAUGGCCUCAUUAAUUCAGAAGGUGCAAUAUACCGAGCCCAUAAGAAACUAUUGACACCCAUAAUAAACAGUAAUACUGUUGUUAAUCGAUAUGCAGAAAUAUUCAAUUAUCAGAGUUCUAUAGCUGUCAAACGUCUGCAAGAAAAAGUUGGAAAAGGAGAAUUUGAUAUGCACGAGGAUAUCGGAUUUUGCGUUGGAGAUGUUGCUUUUGAGACACUGACAGGGAUGCCAGGAACAUGUCAAAUGGGUCAACCUAGUCCAUUUUUAAAACUAACCCAAGAAGGUCUGCAUAUUGUCUGCUACCGAAUGAUGAGACCCUGGCUCUACCCGGACUUCAUAUUUUACCUCACCAACAGUGGCAGAAAGUUGGCAAAAAUCGUGGAUGACGCCCACGCAUUCAUUGACCACGAAAUUCGAAAGAGGCAGAAGGAGUACAAACCCAUUCAUUCAGAUGAACGCACUCACUUGGCUGUAGUUGAUUACAUGGUUGAUCACAUGAUGAGAAAUAAUGACAUAACAGUUGAGGAAAUACGAUACGAGAUCGUGACACUUUUUGUCGGUUUAUUCGAGACUGUGGAGGGCUUAUGCUGCAUGAUUUUGUUGAUGAUUGCGAUGCAUCCGGAAGUUCAGGAUAAAGUCAGAGCAGAGAUAAAUAACGCAAUAAAAAACGAUUACAUAACCGACGAUGAAACAACUAAAUUGGAAUAUCUCGAUAUGGUCAUUAAAGAGUCCAUAAGAUUAUUCCCUGUGGGGCCCAUUUUGCCCCGAAAAAUUACGGAGGAGAUGAAGCUUUCUACGUGCACAGUACCGAAGGGCAGUUCUCUAUUUAUGCUACCGUAUGCGACACACCGAGACCCAAAAUAUUGGAAAAACCCUGAGGAAUUCAUCCCCGAGCGUUUCACCCCUGAAAAUGCGAAGAAUCGUCAUCCCUUCGCCUACGUUCCCUACAGCGCUGGCCCCAGAAUUUGUCCGGGUCCUAAAUACGGGGUCGUCUGCGUCAAGAUUGUCAUAGCUCAUAUCGUCAGGAAUUUUAGAAUGUCAACGUCCAUGAAGUUGAAUACAAUGCCGAUACAUACGCACAUAUCCACGAGGUCUGUGGAUGGCUACCGUGUGACCCUUGACAAAAUUGAUGUAUAACGAUUCUACGCGGGGAGAAAUUUCCACAGGAAUUCUAAUGCCGAUGCGAAGAAUUUUAUUGAGGAAUUUCAUUGCGGAAAACGUGAAUUUUUCUCGUACCUCAAAGAAUGAAAAAUAAAAAUAUAAAAAAAGGAGUAAAAAUUUCUGGAAAAAUUGAGAGAAAUUUUACAGCACCAGAAUUUAAGGGCUGGCGAUUUGGUAGGUUGGAAGGUUGAAAGGUUCGUAGAUGAUUAUCAUAUUACCCUUGACAAAAAUUAGUUAUGAUUGUUCUUAAAAAAUGGGGAAAAAUGUGAAAUUGGGGGGGAAAAUUCCAAAAAAUUUUAUGUUAAUGAUCCGAAAAUUUUCCGCAGUCGAAAAUUUUUAAUUACUCUUCAGUACUCAGUACUAGGAUUUUUUUAUAAAAUUUCUCUCUACGUAGAAAAAUAGUAGAUCAAUUGACACUAAUUUAAGUUGACGAUUUUUGUGUGUGUCGAAAUAUUCAGAAAAUGACUGAACUUUCGGUGAUCUCUAGACAAUGAACAUGAGUUAAAUAAAUAAUGUGAACAUUA
Molecule: messenger RNA, 2186 nt
Organism: Diachasmimorpha longicaudata
Lineage: Eukaryota; Metazoa; Arthropoda; Insecta; Hymenoptera; Braconidae
Product: cytochrome P450 4C1-like
Exons: 11
Coding region: 106-1638 (510 amino acids)
Molecular function (GO): monooxygenase activity; iron ion binding; heme binding
Source: RefSeq, a predicted model, not a curated record